Auanema sp. JU1783 is the source of this 1962-nucleotide messenger RNA. The record is from the annotation of a GenBank genome assembly. NCBI's taxonomy places the organism in Eukaryota, Metazoa, Nematoda, Chromadorea, Rhabditida, Rhabditidae.
AUGUCGAAAUCUGUAGAAGAUGGGUUAGAAGACUUCAUCUGGGGGAACGUAGACCAAAGUUCAUACCUUCAAAAAGUUGUAAAAUGUGAAGAACGUGAGCUGGAUUCUGUUCUAAAGCGCGUUAGUCAAAUCGACGACACGUUGAACAGACAGUUAAGGAAAGAAGUAGAACAGAAUUUAUCACGUCUUCUGGAACAAACAACAGCUCUUGAAGCUCUGGAUGGAACGCAAAAGGGUGUGCACACUGAUAUGAAUGAUGUCCACGAACGAUGUGACAAAUUCGCGAAAAACUUACAAGGCUUAGCUGAGAAAUUCCGCGAAGAGAACAAAGUUUUUGAAAACGCCGUGAAAAUUAGAAACAUCAUUGAAGACGCGAUCAAAUGUGAAGAUUUAAUUGACGCCUUUGAGAAGAGGAGUGAGCUUGUGAAGAGAUCAGAAAUCGUUUGUGAGAUUCAGGGCAUAGUAAGCGAUAAUCCUGAGCUUCUCCAAAUUUCUUGGCUCCGAGACACCAUAACAUCAAAGCUAAAGGCUGCCGUCAACGAGGUAAGGAGAGCAGCUGCUGAUGACUUGCGUAGAGCUCUUAUCAGCUUGAAUGCUUCGUUGGUGGCUUCAGCCACAAAAGCCCUUUCCAAUUUAGGUGUUUUGAACGCUGAACUAGAAGUACAACUUUCUUCGGCAGCUGCAGAAGUUGAUGCUAAACUAGCUGAAUUAGCUGUAUCUCCUGAACCUAUGAAGCUCCUUCCUGUGUGUGUUAAUUUGAUUCAUUCCCAAUUGGAGCAAUCCACUCUGUUAGGUAACAGUCAUAUGUCAAAGUUUAGUGAGAAAAUAGCCCGAAGUAUACGUACUAGAGUACCUUUGGAUGCAGCCUAUGCUUUGAGAUUUGUACAACAAAUGGGUCGCGUUCUACAAUCACGUCCUGAGUGUUCACUAGGUCCACUAGACGAUGCUCUACGUCCGUUGAAAGCAUCGUUGCUAUCACAAUCUUUACAGCGCUUGCACAAAAUGAUUGAUCAACAUGAUUUCACCUCUUCUCAUGCAAAUGCUUUUGUCGAUGUGUUGAACACCACUUUCGAAGAAGAAUUAAGUAAAGUACAAUGGGAUAAUGACUUGAAAGAAGAUAUGCAAAAAACUAUUAGAAAGAGUAUAGGAAUGGUAGCAAAAAGGUUCGAAAUGGAAACAAAAUUGGACAAUGACUCUUUAUUAUUCGGUGAUCGUUUAAAUUCCAUACAGUUAACUAAUUAUCGUCUCUUGCAAUCCGCUCAUUCUCUGGCUGCUAGAUGGCCAGCUCAUUCAGCUCCCUUAAAUGCGUUCCAAAGUGAAGUUUUAGGAACUAUCAUGCAAGCAAUAAAGAAAAGCAUUACAACCAUAUUAGCAACAAUGCACACGGAAACCCUUGGAGCAAGGGAUGUGUCUCCGUAUAUGCAAGAAUUAUGUGCGUUUCUACAAUGUGUCAUUCUCCAUGCUGCUCACAUGGGGGGCAGUAUCCAUCAAGCAAAUGGAUUAUCGUCCCUAUGUGAUUUCGUAUUAGAGCAGUUUUUAUUGUAUUCUACUCUUAUCAGGCCUCUAAACCCCACUAUUCGUACCUUCUUGCACCGAGAUUUAUUGAGCCUUCUAACAGUCAUCAAUGAGAUGGGAUGUGGAUCUAAAUACCCUGAGCCGUCGCAAUUGACUCUUCUAUACACUGAAAAUAUAUCCGAGCUACCGGAAAAUCUUCCCAUCUGGGCAAUCAUCCACAUUCUGAUCUGUGAUUCUCCAGCAGUUUUAGUUAGUCCGCAUACCAGUGUGGAGUGGACGGUUGAUGAGUACGUAUCUUGGUGUAAUGAGCAUAACAUUGUGGAAAGAUUAGCUUUUCUCAAUAGUCUGUUGUCAUCAUACGCUAACUCUGUCGUUGCUCGAGGGGAAAAGGAAUACAUUCAACAUUAUCCGAUGUUAGUUCAUUAUUUGAAAAGAGGAAUGACCUAA